AUGCACUUUAUUAUUUAUAAUACAAUUUUUUUUUUUUCUGUGUAUAGCACAACAGAGUCUGAUGCCAGCCACCUACAAACAUAUGAUGAUGUCAAGGACUAUUAUGGGAAGCAGCUGACUGAUACAACGGAUCUUAAAACCUCAGCCUGUGCCGCUUUUUCCAGACCUUUACCAAAACACAUAAAAAAUGUAUUAAGUGAGAUUCAUGAAGAUAUUUCUUCACGUUACUAUGGAUGUGGCCUCACAGUUCCAGAAUGUCUGGAGGACUGCAGGAUCCUGGAUCUGGGCAGUGGAAGUGGAAGGGACUGUUAUAUGCUGAGUAAGCUGGUUGGACAAAAGGGAUAUGUUACUGGAGUGGACAUGACCGAUGAGCAGUUAGAGCUGUCAAGGAAGUACAUUGAUUAUCACAUGCAGAAGUUUGGAUAUGAACAGCCCAACGUGGAAUUCGUCAAAGGGCACAUUGAAAACCUGAAAUCUGCAAAUUUAGCUGAUGAGACCUUUAAUAUUGUAAUAUCUAACUGUGUGAUAAAUCUUUCUCCUGAUAAGAAGGCUGUGCUAAAGGAAACUUACCGUGUUCUAAAGUACGGGGGAGAAAUUUUCUUCAGUGACAUGUAUAUUGACAAGAAGCUUCCGGAGGAACUUAAAAAAAACAAAAUGUUGUGGGGGGAGGGCAUUGCUGGAGCAUUGUUGUGGAAAGACCUCUUUCAAGUGGCUGAAGAGAUUGGAUUCAGUCCCCCUCGACUAGUCACCUCCAGAUACCUCACCAUUAACCAGGAGCUGAGAGAUAUCGUCGGUGACCAUAAGUUUGUCUCUGCGACCUUCCGCCUCUUCAAACUGCCAAAAGACGUUGUGAAGGAGCAAAGCCUGGUGACUUACACAGGAGGAAUUACUGGCUAUGAAACGCAAAUUCAGUUGGAUGCAAACUACACGCUCAUGGAAGGGCAAGCUGUAGAAGUGGACGAAGAGCUAUGUGGAAUUCUGAAAAACUCUCGAUUUGGGGAUCACUUUAUAUUUCAGCCCCUCAACAAAAUAUCUGGAUGUAAAAAGCCCAGGUCCUUCCUCUCUUCAUCCAGCAUUGGUGUCGGGCGGUCGUCACUCCUAGACACCGAGAGGCACUGA
Molecule: messenger RNA, 1119 nt
Organism: Nanorana parkeri
Lineage: Eukaryota; Metazoa; Chordata; Amphibia; Anura; Dicroglossidae
Product: arsenite methyltransferase-like
Exons: 10
Coding region: 1-1119 (372 amino acids)
Biological process (GO): arsonoacetate metabolic process; toxin metabolic process
Cellular component (GO): cytosol
Molecular function (GO): arsenite methyltransferase activity
Source: RefSeq, a predicted model, not a curated record